Protobothrops mucrosquamatus (brown spotted pit viper) is the source of this 1365-nucleotide messenger RNA. RefSeq names its product SEC61 translocon alpha 2 subunit (gene SEC61A2). The transcript has 9 exons. NCBI's taxonomy places the organism in Eukaryota, Metazoa, Chordata, Lepidosauria, Squamata, Viperidae. Bases 19 to 1290 code for a protein of 423 amino acids. Gene Ontology annotation, molecular function: transmembrane protein transporter activity; signal sequence receptor activity; ribosome binding. Gene Ontology annotation, cellular component: membrane; Sec61 translocon complex. The record is from RefSeq and is a predicted model, not a curated record. Gene Ontology annotation, biological process: SRP-dependent cotranslational protein targeting to membrane, translocation; post-translational protein targeting to membrane, translocation.
AUACCAUUAUUCGGAAUAAUGUCCUCGGACUCCGCCGAUCCUUUCUACUGGAUGAGGGUCAUCCUUGCAUCGAACAGAGGCACUUUAAUGGAGUUGGGUAUCUCCCCUAUUGUGACUUCGGGCCUCAUUAUGCAACUGCUGGCUGGAGCCAAAAUCAUUGAAGUGGGCGAUACGCCGAAAGACCGGGCCCUGUUCAACGGUGCUCAGAAGUUGUUCGGAAUGAUAAUUACUAUUGGGCAAGCUAUCGUAUAUGUCAUGACGGGGAUGUACGGGGAUCCUUCCGAGAUGGGGGCGGGAAUCUGUCUUCUGAUUAUAAUCCAGUUGUUUGUUGCUGGCUUGAUAGUCCUGCUGCUUGAUGAGCUUCUGCAAAAAGGCUAUGGUUUGGGGUCCGGCAUUUCCCUCUUCAUUGCCACCAACAUCUGUGAAACCAUUGUUUGGAAGGCUUUUAGCCCUACUACCAUUAACACUGGCAGAGGUACGGAAUUUGAAGGCGCCGUCAUUGCCUUGUUCCACCUCUUGGCCACGCGAACCGACAAAGUCCGGGCUCUGCGGGAAGCCUUUUACCGCCAGAACUUGCCCAACCUGAUGAACCUGAUCGCAACCGUGUUUGUGUUUGCUGUAGUCAUCUACUUUCAGGGAUUCCGAGUGGAUCUCCCAAUCAAGUCUGCACGCUACCGGGGGCAGUACAGCAGCUACCCCAUCAAGCUCUUUUAUACGUCCAACAUCCCCAUCAUCCUUCAGUCCGCCUUAGUGUCCAACCUCUAUGUCAUUUCCCAGAUGCUGUCCGUGCGGUUCAGCGGCAACUUUUUAGUCAAUUUGCUUGGGCAAUGGGCGGACGUUAGCGGGGGUGGCCCAGCGCGCUCCUAUCCGGUCGGGGGUCUCUGCUAUUACCUCUCCCCGCCGGAAUCCAUGGGGGCCAUCUUCGAGGAUCCGGUCCACGUGAUUGUGUACAUUAUAUUUAUGCUGGGCUCUUGUGCCUUUUUCUCGAAAACGUGGAUUGAAGUAUCCGGAUCGUCUGCAAAAGACGUCGCCAAGCAACUGAAAGAGCAGCAGAUGGUAAUGAGAGGCCACCGAGAUACAUCCAUGGUUCAUGAAUUAAACCGGUACAUCCCGACGGCAGCUGCCUUCGGAGGAUUGUGUAUCGGGGCUUUGUCGGUCCUGGCUGAUUUCCUUGGCGCCAUCGGCUCCGGCACCGGCAUUCUGCUUGCGGUCACCAUUAUUUACCAAUACUUCGAGAUCUUUGUCAAAGAACAGGCCGAGGUUGGAGGCGUGGGUGCUUUAUUUUUCUAAACAGGCCGGUACCGCCUGGCUUGUGAGAAAAAAGGGGAGACCUCCUCUGACGUCAUCUGAAUCCAAUAAUGCCAU